This is a messenger RNA of Microplitis demolitor, 2559 nucleotides long. It is a transcript of the gene Dh44-R1, whose product is annotated as diuretic hormone receptor. Bases 399 to 1811 code for a protein of 470 amino acids. Gene Ontology annotation, cellular component: plasma membrane. NCBI's taxonomy places the organism in Eukaryota, Metazoa, Arthropoda, Insecta, Hymenoptera, Braconidae. Gene Ontology annotation, molecular function: G protein-coupled peptide receptor activity; peptide hormone binding; diuretic hormone receptor activity. Gene Ontology annotation, biological process: adenylate cyclase-modulating G protein-coupled receptor signaling pathway; cell surface receptor signaling pathway. The record is from RefSeq and is a predicted model, not a curated record. The transcript is spliced from 11 exons.
UUCUUCAGUAAGUUUCAGUCACUCGAGGCAUCUUUUGCUGCUACAUCAGGUUGGAUAUUGCACGAUACAGCUUUAGCUUCCAAUCACCUUUUACUGAUUAUUGAUUGCCAAUCACCAAUCACCUCAGUCUGUUAAUAGAUAAAAGAAAAAAUUGUUUGAUUGUUUAGUUAGUCAAGAUGAUUAGAUUCUGAUGAAAAUAAAUAUCCGUAACCAGGAUAUGCUAUUAUAUGAAGGACUUGAUGAUAUUGAGACGGCGCAAGAGCUCUAGGAGUAAAGGAAAAUAAAAGCACCAGCGGAAACAUAAGCGAGCCAGUCUAUUGGCAAGCGCCAACCAGACUAUUAACACGCGUUUAGUCGAGUAAUUUAAUAAUAUACAAGUGGUAAUAAUUUGAAUUGGAAUGGCAGAGGCUUUGAUAACAAACGGGACCUCGACGACACCACUUGAUGGGAACGUUGUACUCGACCUCCUCAAUCAUAUUAAUGAGAUCAAUGACUCGUUAUUCAGUAAGGAGAUCGAGUGCUUAGAAGCUAAACACCAGGACAGUACUAGUUUAACGACAGAUGUUUGUCCGGUCGACUGGGAUUCAUUGCUAUGCUGGCCAAAAGCUCCUGCUGGUACACAUGUUAAAUUACCGUGUUUUGAUCAACUAUAUGGAAUUCGAUAUGACAGCUCACAAAAUGCUAGUCGAUGGUGUUGGCCAAAUGGUACUUGGGAUAAUCGUACCGACUAUUCACAUUGUCAUGAGUUGAAAUUACCAGUUGUCGAGUCCAGCGUUGAGAUAACAACAACUUUAUACUUUGUAGGAUAUGUUUUAUCACUAUCAACACUCAUUGUCGCUGUUGCUAUUUUCCUUUACUACAAAGAGCUCAGAUGUCUGAGGAAUAAUAUUCACACAAAUCUUAUGUUUACGUAUAUCCUUGCUGACCUCACAUGGAUCCUUACCACAGUAAUGCAGGUUUCAAUGCAGUCAGAUAUUCCAUCUUGUAUUAUAUUUAUAUCACUGCUUAAUUAUUUUCAUCUGACAAAUUUCUUCUGGAUGUUUGUUGAAGGUUUAUAUCUGUAUUUAUUGGUCGUAAAAACAUUCACUGGUGAUAAUAUUAAACUCCGUCUUUGUCUUGUCAUAGGAUGGGGUGCUCCAAUCUUUGUAAUUGCUGUCUGGUGUAUUGCUAAAUCAACUGUCGUUAAUACCGAAAGUAGUAAUCAAAACGUAGCACUGUAUCGACAUUGUCCCUGGAUGGUUUAUCAUCCUUAUGACUGGUUCUAUCAGGCGCCGGCCAUUACGGUCCUCGGAAUAAAUGUUAUCUUCCUUUUCAUGAUCAUGUGGGUUUUGAUAACAAAACUACGCUCGGCAAAUAAUGUCGAGACUCAGCAAUACAGAAAGGCAAGCAAAGCACUGCUUGUUCUCAUUCCACUUCUGGGAGUGACAUACGUAUUGGUAAUUGCUGGACCAACUGAAGGGGAAGUUGCUAAUAUUUUUUCUUAUGCUCGCGCUAUUUUGUUAUCAUCCCAGGGAUUGUCAGUAGCACUUUUUUACUGUUUUCUAAAUUCAGAAGUUCAAAACACAGUGAGACAUCAUUUUUCCCGAUGGAGCGCUGCCAGGAACUUAGGAAUGGAUAGAAAGUAUUAUAAUAAUUGGUCACCACGUUCUCGUACCGAAAGUAUAAGGCUUUAUUGUCAGCCGUCAGUUCCAUAUAAAAAACGAGAAUCAACGGCAAGUGAGACAACGACCACAACUGUCGUUGGAAUGAAUUCGACAACAACAUUUCUCGAUCGAUCACGAGCCACUAUCUCCGAAGAACUUAAUGAGUGAUCAAUUAUUGCACUCAAUCAUAAGUUUUAUUUAAUAAAUCGUUAAAUAUAUCACAAUUCAUAACUCAUAACUCAUAUCAUUAUUAUAAAUGAUUAAAUUUCAUCGUCGCUAUUAAAAAUAAUCUAUGAAAUAUUAUUUUUUAAAAACAUAAAUUUUAAAUAUUUUUUCAUUCGCUCGCUCGCAAUGUGAAAAUUGUCUUCCGUCUUUUAAUAUUAUUAUAAAUCACGCUAUCAUAAAAAAACAAAGAAAUAAAAUUAUUUAUAAAUUUUAAAUACGAGCUAUUGUAUUUUAUUGAAAAAAAAAAAAGGGCAAUGGGCUCUAUCAUUGUACCUGAAAUUUUCAUGUAUAAAAAAAUCAAAUAACUGAAAGAAUUAAUUAGCUACUUUUUUUUCAAAAAUAAUACGGAAAAUAUUGUUCGAAAUGACAAAAAAAAUACUGUUAAAAUUUGAACUCUUAAUAUUCAUAUUAACAACCGCCUCAUCGCAAUUUUCGAUUCUUCAUUUGAAAAACCUGGGAUACAUUUUUUUUUAAGUUUUGAAUUUCAUCACUCAUCAGGGAAUCAGUGUAUCGAAAAAAACAAUAGAUAUUUUUGUUGUAAAUUACACGCUCUUCAAAAAUGGUCUUAUUAUUUUUUGAUAAAUUCAAUUUUUCAAAAGCUAUUCGUCAUGUGUGGUUGUUAAUAUAAAUAUUAAGCGCUCAAACUCCAACAUUAUUUUUUUUUUCAUCUCAAACAAUAUUUUCAGUAUAA